AUGGGGAAGGUAAGCCGCUACUAUUUAUGCAUAAUAUUCUAAACUAUCUAGCUUAUUUUACACUUUUAAAAAUUUUUUGUUUAGAAAAAGGUCUUCAAGGACAAUCUCCUUCUGGUAUUUACAAUUGGCGCAGUUUUUGUUGGAGUAAUUGUCGGAUUUAUCAUCCGAAAAUUCGAUCCCCAUCCAAAUACGAUAGUUCUUCUUGGAUUCCCCGGCGAAAUUUUGAUGAAUAUGCUAAAACUGACUAUUCUACCGCUAAUUGUUUGUUCGCUAAUUUCUGGUGAGUUCCGAAGGUCUAAAAUGGGAUAUCGAACAUUCAGGUAUGGCCCAAUUGGAUGCGAAACAAUCAAGGAGGAUGUGCUUUUUAUCUCUCGCUUACUACUUGGCCACAACUUUAAUGGCGGUCGUUGUAAGUUGUAAAAAGCCAUAUUUUUAUUAAUUUAUAAUCUAGUAUGUUACUUGUAAGCUACAAAAAUAUAGGCUAAUCACAAGAAUUAAUCCCAUUUUUAGCUCGGAAUCAUCCUUGUCUUACUGAUUCAUCCUGGAGAUCCGAAAAUUCGCAAGGAUGUCAACACAAGUUCACCUACCCGGCGCGAAGUCAACACCUUGGACACUUUCCUUGAUAUCAUCAGGUAAGAUUGAGUAUAAUCCCACUCUUACAACCUUGAUACUUCAGAAACAUGUUCCCAGACAACAUGAUCAAAGCCGCUUUCGAACAAACCCAGACCAAGUAUGUCAAGGUGCGACCCAAAUUUCCUCCGCAAAAUGACUCGCUAAGUAUGAGAAAAUGGAGGAACGGAGACUUCGAUUACAAUAAACCGACGUUAGAGAGCACCAGCGGUAUGAAUUGUCUUGGUAAGCAAUCGAAUCUCAGCCUUUAUGAGCCAAAACUUGCUAUUUCCAAGCAAAUUGGGAAAGCCUAACAUUACUAUGACAAAUUUGCGGCUUUGGCAAACACUAAAUUUACAAAUUACAGGAGUAAUUGUGAUGUCGAUGGGCUUCGGAAUUGUCCUUAGUAUCCUCAGAGACGAAGCGCGACCAGUUAUCAACUUCUUCAAAGGAAUGGAUAAAGUCAUUAUGACCUUGGUGAACUACCUCAUGCUGUAAGUUUUGCUCAUACUUGAUCGAUUUUUACAACAGAGCACAGAAUACUAUCCUAUCUAUAUUUUUAGCUACUCGCCGAUUGGGAUUAUGUCCUUGGUUGUGGCCAAAAUCCUCGCUAUCGCAGAUCUCGCCGAAACCGGAAAAAUGCUUGCUCUUUACAUGGUCACCGUUCUUAUUGGUCUCGCCAUUCAUGGGCUAAUUACUUUACCAGUUCUGUACACACUUCUCACCAAAAAGAAUCCAUUUGUCUAUAUGAGAGGGUUGGUUCAAGCCUGGGUUACAGCGUUAGGAACUGGCUCGAGUUCAGCAACAUUACCGAUGACUUUCAAGUGCUUGGAGGAGAAUAAUGGCGUAGAUAAGAGAGUAACAAGAUUCGUACUGCCUGUGGGAGCAACUAUCAACAUGGUAGGAUAAAUAUGAGUGGUGUAUAAGUUGCUUUAGGAUGGCACAGCGCUUUAUGAAGCAGUGGCCGCUAUUUUUAUCGCGCAAGUCAAUGGAAUUGAGCUGAGUUUGGGCCAAGUAAUUACUGUGUGGUAAGUCACUCGCUUAAUACUCUUUAAAAUAAAGAAACAAGUCAAUUACCCUUGUACCUUUAGUCUAACAGCCACGUUGGCUUCAAUCGGAGCCGCCUCAGUGCCAUCAGCGGGUCUUGUGACCAUGCUUUUGGUCCUCGGAGCCGUUGGUCUCCCAUUAGAAGAUGUCUCACUGAUCGUAGCCGUCGACUGGCUAUUAGAUCGAAUUCGGACCUCAAUCAAUGUUGUUGGAGACGCCUUUGGCGCUGGUAUUGUUCACCAUUACGUCAAGGACCGACUAGAACGAACUGAUUCGAAGAAAAAGAAGGCCGGACCAAGCAAACCAAGUAAUUCUUUCGAACCUGAUAGUAAGUGGCUUCUCUAACAUAGGCCAUUUUAACCCAAACUAGUUUGCUUUUCAAUAACAACUACUUUCAGGCGCUCUAUUAACCUACGAACAAACGGAAAAAGAGAAAUACUCGAACGGUGACGCCGCCCCCACAAUGAUCUGA
Messenger RNA from Bursaphelenchus xylophilus (pine wood nematode), 2128 nucleotides. The record is from the annotation of a GenBank genome assembly. NCBI's taxonomy places the organism in Eukaryota, Metazoa, Nematoda, Chromadorea, Rhabditida, Aphelenchoididae.